Messenger RNA from Schistosoma guineensis, 591 nucleotides. Lineage: Eukaryota; Metazoa; Platyhelminthes; Trematoda; Strigeidida; Schistosomatidae. The record is from the annotation of a GenBank genome assembly.
AUGGAGAAACAGAUAUUUGGAUUAAAAUUCGCUGCAAAACAAAUGCAACGUUGUGCAAUUCGUUGCAACAAAGACGAGGUGGAUUCUAAGAAUAAAUUAAAGGCUGCUAUCAAGAAGGGGGACCAUGAAGGUGCAAGAAUCCAUGCAGAAAAUGCGAUUCGACAUAAGCACACCGCAACCAGCUAUCUGAGACUUGCUGCGCGAAUCGAUGCUGUUGUCUCUAGGGUUCAGACAGCCAUGACUACCAAGAAUUUUACUAAGAGCAUUAUGACAGUUGUCAAUUGUAUGGAAAAUGCAGCCAAGUCUAUGGAUAUGGAAAAGGUUAGCUGUCUCAUGGAUAAAUUCGAAAGAGAAUUCGACAACAUGGAUAUACAGUCAAAGCUUGUGAGCUCCUCGCUAGCCAAUGCGAUGUCCAUUUCAACUCCUGAAAAUGAAGUUCAAGGACUGAUAAAUCAGGUAGCUGACGAAACUGGAAUAGAACUGAACUAUGAACUCCCUGGUUCUACUCACGGUUCAGUUUCGGUGGCCCCUAUUUCAGCGGAGGAGGAAGAUGGUCUCACGCAACGCUUAGCUAGACUUAGACAAUCGUGA